Paramecium sonneborni is the source of this 1024-nucleotide messenger RNA. Lineage: Eukaryota; Ciliophora; Oligohymenophorea; Peniculida; Parameciidae. The record is from the annotation of a GenBank genome assembly.
AUGAAGUCAUAAAUAUUUUAAAUAAAUUGUACAACAAGAAGCGGGAAAAUGUAAUAAGAAACUAAUGACUAAAUUUUUGGAAGUUUUUAGAAUUUGUAAAUUCCAAAAUAAGAAAGUGUAUGCUUGGAUGUUUAAUGUUGCAAUAAUUAGAUUAUAGCUUCAAUAUAUAAAAAUAAUAAAAUAGCUAUUUAUAAUUAUAAGACAAAUACUAAUUUUGAAAUUGAGAGUGAAAAAUUAUUGUAUAGCAGUACUUUUAGUCAUCCUGAUAGCCUAAAUAAAAAUUAACUUUAUCUAUUUGGAUAAUCAAUAUAAAUAUUAGAUUUAGAAAAAUAAAUUAUUAGUCAUUAAAUAAAUACUGAAUUUAGUUAUUGUGGAGAUAGCAAUAUUUGGAAUGAAGUCUGUGUUGCAAAUGAAAAAACAUUGUUAUUUUGGGAUAUACGUUAGAAAUUACCAUUUAAUUGUAUAUUGGCACAUUCAAUGUAAAUAACACAAUGCAAAUAUAAUGAAACAGGAAGAUAUAUAACAACAACCGGUUUAGAUAAUGUGUAAAAUCUAAAAUAUAUUAUUAGUGUGCAAGAGUAUUUGAUUCUUAUGGAACAGAUUCUUUAGUUACAAUAUGUGGAAGCAAGAAGACUCAUACAACUUCAAGUCAAUUUAUUAGAGAUUCAAAGCAUUUGAUAGUAUCCACUUUAGAAUAACCAUUGGGAUUAUGGGAUUGGGUAGAAUGCAAUUUAGUAGCUUAAUAUAAGAUUCAAUAUCAAAAUAGAUUCUUCAUAAAACCAAUAGUAAUUUAUGAUGAAAAAGGCAUUCCUAAUUUUAUUUUGUAUCCGAAUGAUGCUAAUUAAAUUUAUUUGUUUAAUUUUUUAAAGCCUGAUGAUAAACCAUUAAUUUAAUAGUAUUUUUUUAAUUUAUAAUUAGAUUGGAUUAGUUUGGAAAUGAUAUUCCGGUAAGAUUAUUAAAGAAUGAUGAAGAUUAUUUGUUAUUUGGAAAGAAUGAUAUAAUAAAAUGUAAACGUAAAUUUUGA